Molecule: messenger RNA, 858 nt
Organism: Cynocephalus volans (Philippine flying lemur)
Lineage: Eukaryota; Metazoa; Chordata; Mammalia; Dermoptera; Cynocephalidae
Exons: 1
Coding region: 1-858 (285 amino acids)
Source: RefSeq, a predicted model, not a curated record
AUGUCUGGACGCCAGGUGAGCCGUUCCAACACUUACAGCUGUUUGAGCCAUCCCAACAAUGUGUACUUUCCAGCCCGAACUCCAGGCUGGCCCCAAUGCCCCAGGCUGAAUGGGGUUAACAGCCUCAAGCGUCCCCGCAUCCCUAAUGGGAAUGGCUCGGAGCUCAGCAGCUACAGAGGCCACUUGGAGCAGCCUUUCAACCCCGGCUCCCCCAGACUUCCACUGCAGAGAAUCUGCAUGGGCCGGCCCUACAACUCCAAGUGCGUAGAGACAAGUCAUCUGGUGAACAACCCCAAGGUGGCCAGAAAGCCUGCUUGUCAUGGCAGCCCCCACUGCCUGCUCUGUACAGACCGUCCCUCAGACCCCUCCAGCCUCACUUUCCUGGACCACAUCAUCAAAGGCAUCAAUUACCUAGACCGAUCUGCCAGUGCCUUCUGCAACAACUACCACAAAACCUCACUAAGCCUGCCGAGGCGUACAGCCAACUAUCUGGAACGAGCCACCAACUCCCUCAACCUGGACAACCUGGACCCCUGUAGGCCCCACAGUUACUCCAUCCCCAGAGCCAAUGUGGCUACCCCUGACAAGUCCACCAACAGCACCUGUAUGGUGACAUCCACCAGGGGUGCCAGUGCUUUGGAGUGCCUGGAUGACCCUACCAACACAAGUUGCCUGCGCCGGCCUCAGUGCCAGAACCUCAACCCCACGCUGCCACAGAGGCCAGGUGUAAAGUUGCCUGAGAUCCCCUUGUUCAGCAAUGGGCUCUUUUCCUUAGGAAGUCUGCCCAAGUUCUGGGAAGCAAUACGCUCAGGCUGGAGAGCCCCUGAACCCAUCUCCAAACCCUCUAGCUGGUGGUGA